CGGGCUUAUUUUUGUUGUUCGAGUGUUACUUCGGCUCUUCGGGUGACCUUCUGCGAUUGUCAGUCGUUUCCUUUUUGUGUUACAUUCCAGAAGUAAAAUUGAAAUGAGUUUAAGUGAUACACCAAAUCCACUGGUCGUCGAAAACUUUAUUGGAGGAAGUUUCGUCAAGUCCAGCAAAUAUCUUGACAGCUUCGACCCCUCUACAGGGGAAGUUUGGGCGCAAAUCCCCGACAGUGAUCUGACAGAGGUUGACGAUGCCGUUCAGCACGCAAGGAAUGCAUUUCCCAUGUGGUCAAAGACAACAGCAGCAGAGAGAGCCAAAAUACUUAUUAAAAUAGCUGAUUCCAUUGAAGAGAAUCUAGAUAAACUUGCUCAAGCUGAAUCAAAAGACCAAGGAAAGCCAGUUAGCCUGGCAAAAAGGAUGGACAUUCCAAGAGCAGCACUAAAUUUUCGAGCAUUUGCUGAAUCCAUUUGCCACCACCUCAAUAUAUCAAAUUGUAUACCUGAAAUGGGCUGCAUGAAUUACACAGUGAGAAAUCCUGUAGGAGUUGCUGCAUUGAUAAGUCCUUGGAACCUACCAUUAUAUUUGUUAACAUUCAAGAUUGCACCUGCUCUGGCUUCAGGAAAUUGUGUUGUGUGUAAGCCGAGUGAGAUUACGUCUGUUACGGCCUGGAUGCUCUGUAAACUUAUCAAAGAUGCUGGAUUGCCGAAUGGAGUACUUAACAUGGUAUUUGGAACUGGUUCCAAGGCAGGAGAAGCCUUAAUUAAUCAUCAAGGCGUCAAUGUUAUUUCAUUUACUGGAUCUACGAACGUGGGGCGUCAUAUAGGUCAAGUUGCCGCCAAGAGUAUUAAAAAAGUCUCACUUGAGUUAGGAGGAAAAAAUGCCGGAAUAAUUUUUGAAGAUGCAGAUUUAUCAAAAGUUGUGCCAGCUACAAUAAAUUCAUGCUUCCUCAAUCAAGGAGAAAUUUGUCUGUGUACUUCAAGAGUCUUCGUGCAACGCACAAUUUUCGACGAAUUUGUUCAACGUUUGGUGAAAGAAACCAAAAACCUCAAAGUGGGUCCUCCGAUCGAAGAUGUUUUUAUGGGCCCAUUGGUUAGUCAGGUUCACUUGGAGAAAGUUCGGAGCUAUGUUGAAAUAGCUCGAAAAGACGGAGCGCGUAUUCUUUGCGGCGAAUCCGUUGAUGAACUUUCUCUGCCAGCUCCGUAUCAAAAGGGAUAUUUUAUUCGACCAACCAUCAUAACUGAUUUGUCAGAUUCUUCAGCUUGCAUGCAAGAAGAAAUUUUCGGUCCAGUAGUGUGCUUGUCUCCCUUUGACUCAGAGGACGAAGUCAUUGAACGAGUCAACAACGUGAAAUAUGGACUUUGCAGUGCGAUAUGGGGUCAGAAAGGUGAUCGAUUGCUGCGAGUUGCUCAUCAGCUUCACGUUGGCACUGUUUGGAUUAACUGCUGGCUCGUUCGCUCUUUGGAUAUGCCUUUUGGUGGAAUGAAAGAAAGUGGAAUUGGACGAGAGGGGACUUCUCAUUCUCUGGAAUUGUACACUGAAGAAACAACGAUUUGUUAUAAAUUUCAAUAAUUAAAAUGACAUAUUUAGUCAUGUUGUAGCUAGUUAUUACAGGUUUACCUGUAAAUAUAUUUACUAAUGUCAUUUUUUUUAAAAUGACAUUUUUAUUAUAAUACAUUUUAUCUGUGAACCUUU
Molecule: messenger RNA, 1696 nt
Organism: Daphnia pulicaria
Lineage: Eukaryota; Metazoa; Arthropoda; Branchiopoda; Diplostraca; Daphniidae
Product: 2-aminomuconic semialdehyde dehydrogenase-like
Exons: 10
Coding region: 104-1573 (489 amino acids)
Molecular function (GO): oxidoreductase activity, acting on the aldehyde or oxo group of donors, NAD or NADP as acceptor
Source: RefSeq, a predicted model, not a curated record